AUGAGCGCCCGCGGUGGCCUGCGCGCAAGCGGCGUGGCGGCGAGCGCGCGAGGCGGAGAGCGCGACGAGCACCCGCGGCGGCACGCGCUCGUUGCUGCUCUUCCUCCUCGCCGUGGCCACAAGCUCAUCUCGCUUGACUCCGACGACGAUGCUUUCGAUGGUGACUCCGACGAAGAGGAGGUGGCGGUGCAGGAGUGGGCCCUGAAGCGCGAGCUCAUCGAUGAAUACAGCCCCUGUGUCGCCUCCCCGCACGCAUGUGCACGCAGCUCGCCGCACAGCGCCGGCGAGCUCUGGCUGAGCGCCUGA
Molecule: messenger RNA, 306 nt
Organism: Miscanthus lutarioriparius
Lineage: Eukaryota; Viridiplantae; Streptophyta; Magnoliopsida; Poales; Poaceae
Source: the annotation of a GenBank genome assembly